This is a messenger RNA of Cygnus olor (mute swan), 1478 nucleotides long. It is a transcript of the gene AVEN, whose product is annotated as apoptosis and caspase activation inhibitor. The record is from RefSeq and is a predicted model, not a curated record. Gene Ontology annotation, biological process: negative regulation of G2/M transition of mitotic cell cycle. Lineage: Eukaryota; Metazoa; Chordata; Aves; Anseriformes; Anatidae.
GGGAGUAGGCGGGGACCGGCGCGGCACAGGCCGGCCCGGCCACAGGCGGUGCGCUGCGGUACGCUGCGGUACGGCCCGGCCAUGCAGCCGGAGCGGGGCGGCAGCCGGCCCCGCAGGGAAGGCGGGCGGCACGGUCGGAGGCGGCCGGCCGGCGCGGAGCGGGCGGCCGAGCCGGCGGCUGAAGGCAGCGGCGGAGACGGCCACGGCCGAGGAGGAGGGGGCCGGGGAAGAGGCGGCGCUCACGGGCACCGAGGAGGCGGGGGCCGGGGCAGGCGAGAGCCCCGGGGCCGCGGGACAGCGCCGCCGCCUGCCGCCCACCAUCACUACCGGCGGGUAGAAGAUGAUGAAACUGAAUCACGAGAGGAAGAAGAGAUAGAAGUGAAAAGCUAUUCAAGAAGAAAGAUUUUUUCAAACUGGAGCCGCUAUGAGGAUGCAGAAAAAGAGGGACAGAAUGAAUGUGGGGAAUCGCAGAGAGGAACAGACUUCAGUGUUUUGCUUAGCUCAGCAGGAGAUUCCUUUACGCAGUUUCGCUUUGCUGAAGAGAAAGAUUGGGAUACAGAAAGCAUACACUCUAAACAGUUAUCUGCGCUUUCUGUUGACUGCCAGUCUUUGGCCCAGGCCCUUCUGGAACUGCCUCUACAUCUGAGGUUGAAUGUAGCCGCUGAACUUGUACAGGCAUCAACGCCUGCAGAGCUCCCACAGAUGAAAUCUAAAAUUACUGAAGACAGCAAGAGGAGAGAGCUUCUGUUUAGACAUUCUUUGGCUCAGAGUGAAACGGUGUUGGGCUCCCAUCCCGUUGGUGAUUCUGUUGCUCCGUCAGAGCCUGCAAAUAAACACGGUCCUGUGGCAAGUGCAGCAGAGCCAUUCCAGAGAGCCCCUCAACAACCAAAGCAUGAGACUGACCAUUUGGAUGAAGAACUAGAUCUUCUACUAAAGCUAGAUGCUCCUGUUGAUUCUGUGUCAGGUGCAUUAUUCUACAACACAGCAACAGAGAACGAUCUGAAAGGGGAGAGUAAAGAAAAUGACCCUCUAAAACUAGAUGUGCCUGAAGAGAAAAGUACAGCACCACAGCAACAGCAAAGUACGUCUAAAACUGUUACUGAGGAAGAGCUUGAAGAUUGGCUGGACAGCAUGAUUUCCUGAAGAACAAGUUUCCUCAUGUGAAUAAAUGGAUAUAACAAAAGUUAAGUAGAAAGUGGAAUCCUCCUUUAUCAAUUCUAUUUCUUUUACCUGUUACACUUGGUUCAGUAUGCCAAAUGCCUGGUUUUAUUUGCAGGCACCUAAAAUUCUGUGCAGCCAAAAUUCAACUGGAUAUGAGUGACUGAAAAUUAAGACUAACAUUCUUAGAAAGAUCUAAAAUUUGUGAUGACGUUAGGAUUUUCUUUGCUAAAGAUGUAGGCUAUAAGAAACAACCAGAGCAGUUGUUUCAGCUUGUACGUGCUAUACACAGUCCUUAAAAUAAAGCUAUGAAUGCACAA